AUGGUUAAUCAUUCAGCCAUCCACGUGUAUAAUACCACUUCUUCAACAGAAUGUCCAAAAACCUAUCAACAAAAUUCUACAUAUAUUUACAAAGAGGGAUCUUACGUAUGGACACAACCCACUCAAGGAAUAAUACUAGGAAGUUAUUUCUAUGGUUUCGUGGUAACUCAGCUUGCAGGAGGAUCCAUUACAUUUUCACUUGGACCAAAGAAAACUGUCAUAAUUUUUUCCUGUUUAUCUUCAAUACUGAUCAUUUUGACACCCUUUUGUGCAGAUGUCGGUGUGUCAGUUAUAUCAUUAUGUCAAGCCAUUGUCGGAUUAGCACAAGGACUUGUACUUCACGGAUCUUUUACACUACUAGGAAGAUGGAGUCCAAAGAACGAAAAGUCAAUAUUAUCCUCAAUUUCUUAUUCUGGUACUCAAGUCGGUACAUUUGUUGGUUUAAUGACAACAGGAUAUCUUUGUGAACAUAAAGGAUGGUCUUCCAGCUUUUACUCUUUCGGCGUAUGUGGGAUUGUCCUUCCUUUAUGUCUUACGUUCACAAUUUACGAUAGACCUCAACAACAUCCCAGAAUAUCUGACAAAGAAUUGACAUUUCUUAACGAAAGCGUACCAAACAUCUCCUCAAGAGAAAAUAAGUUGAAUAUACCCUGGAAACAAAUUUUAACAUCCAGAGCAGUGUGGAUAGUAGCUUUGACGAAACUUUGUUGGGGUUUCGGUCAUCAUACAAUAUUGACUAAAUUUCCAUCAUACUUACAUAUCAUUCAGCACUUCUCUAUCCAAAAGGGAUCUUACGUAUGGACACAACCCACUCAAGGAAUAAUACUAGGAAGUUAUUUCUAUGGUUUCGUGGUAACUCAGCUUGCAGGAGGAUCCAUUACAUUUUCACUUGGACCAAAGAAAACUGUCAUAAUUUUUUCCUGUUUAUCUUCAAUACUGAUCAUUUUGACACCCUUUUGUGCAGAUGUCGGCGUGUCAGUUAUAUCAUUAUGUCAAGCCAUUGUCGGAUUAGCNUAA
Molecule: messenger RNA, 1017 nt
Organism: Centruroides sculpturatus (bark scorpion)
Lineage: Eukaryota; Metazoa; Arthropoda; Arachnida; Scorpiones; Buthidae
Product: sialin-like
Exons: 6
Coding region: 1-1017 (338 amino acids)
Biological process (GO): monoatomic anion transport; transmembrane transport
Molecular function (GO): transmembrane transporter activity
Source: RefSeq, a predicted model, not a curated record